AUGGCUGCUCCAACACCCACCUGGGGUCAGAUGCACAACGAGACCAACGAGAUCUCGGAAACUCACGCCCCUCACUACGAGGAGCAACACGGUCUUCAGCAAGCUCACUCGGCUUCCGACGACGAGAAAAAGUCGCCUCUUUCCUCGCAGGAUCGUCUUGACUCUCAAGUACCAGUCACCGGCUACUACGAUGCUGAAAAGAAGGCCGUCGCCGCAGACGAGGACUACCAGGCCGAGGACCUGCACUCGGGCAAGCAGUUCGACCUCAAAUACUUUCCCGAGGAGGACACUCAGCUGACCAUUCGAUCACUCGUCGUCGGUACCGUGCUCGGCUGUGUGAUUGCGGCUUCUAACGUAUACCUCGGUCUCAAGACUGGUUUCACCUUUGGCGCUUCGCUCUUCGGUGCGAUUCUUGGUUACAGUAUCAUCAAGCUCAUGCAGAAGACGCUCCCUGAAAAGCUUGGAGGUGGCUUCUUCGGUCCUCGUGAAAACUGCACCGUUCAGACCGCUGCUACCGCCGCCGGUUCGUUGACUGGAAUGUUCGUCGCCGCCGUUCCGGCAAUGUACCAGCUUGACCUGCUCCACGACCCUCUCAAGGACUUUGGCCGUUUGCUCACCUUCUCGGCCGUCUCGGCUUACUACGGCGUCUUUUUCGCCAUCCCCUUGCGCAAGUUCUACAUCCUCAAGCAAAAGCUCAUCUUUCCCUCGCCUACCGCAACCGCCUACACAGUCCGUUCUCUCCACGCUCCUGGAGGUGAGAUCACCGCCAAGAAGCAGUCGCGUGCUCUGCUCUACUCGUUCGCUGCCGCCUUCACCUUUGUGGUCGUCAACCAGUACGCCAGCGGUAUCCUCAUGGACUGGCACAUCUUCUACUGGCUCUACUCGUGGGGUUGGAAGAAGGCCCUGGUCGUCGACAACUGGGGUUGGAUCAUCGAAUGGACGCCGGCCUUCUUGGGCGCUGGUAUGCUCUCCGGUAUGAACGCUUCUUUCUCCUUCCUCGGCGGCUCCUUCCUCAUGUGGGCCAUGAUCGGACCCGCCAUCAUCGCCACCGGCCAGGCUGCCGGCCGUCACACGGGUAUGCUCGCUGAUCCUCCUGAGCCACUUCGAUGGGCCUACACCUCCAUGAACUUCGACCCCAACAAGCUGCCGCUCAACAGCGCUUCGCCUCGUUAUUGGGGUCUCUGGCCCGGUGUGCUCAUGAUGCUCGCCUACUCGUUCGCCGAGAUCGGCAUGAACGGUCCCACCAUCUACCGCGGUGUUCGCGCCGGUGCUUUGGAGCUUUACUGCAAGAUCACUCGUAAGGAGCCUCCUUCGUACGAAGACGCCAUUGCUGACCCGUGCGAGAAGAAGGACCAGGUUCCGCUAUGGGCCUGGACCUCGGGUCUUUUGCUGUCCAUCAUCUUCACUUGCCUGGUUUGCACUCUGCAGUUCCACAUGAACCUCGGCAACGUGGUCCUCGCCAUCAUCCUUGCGUUCCUCUUCUCCUUUGUCGGUGUUCAGGCUUCGGGUGCUACCGACACCAACCCAGUCGGAUCGGUUGCCAAGGCUUCGCAGCUUAUCGUGGGUGGUGCACUGCGUGGUCAGGGCAAGACCGGAGCUGCGGGUUUGCUCGAGAACUUGAUCGCCGGCUCAAUUGCUUCUUCCGCCGCUUCGCACGCCGUCGACAUGGUCGGUGACCUCAAGACCGGACACCUGCUGCGCGCCAAGCCACGCAACCAGUUCUGGGCGCAGAUCUUUGGUUCGUUCUGGUCCAUCUUUGUCUCCACCGGCCUCUUUGUCCUCUUCACCAAGGCUUACCCUUGCAUCACCAAACCAGAUGCCGACGAGUGCCCCUUUGCCGCUCCUGCUGUCGCCGCAUGGAAGGCGGUCGCAGUAGCGGUCAUCUCGCCCAAGCUCCCGGUCAGCUUGUCCUCCGGUAUGACGGCUAUCGGCUUCGCCAUCAUCUCGGUGAUCACUGUUGUGCUCAAGUACAAGGUUGUCCCCGCCAAGUACCACGUCUACGUGCCUAACUGGAAUGCCGUCGGUCUCGGCUUUGUUGUGCCCCAGACCUACUACCCAAUCGCCAUGUGCAUGGGUGCCACGACGGCAUUGAUCUGGAAGAACAAGCGUCCGCAGUCGUUUGACCUGCUCGCUUUUGCCAUCGCUGCAGGCCUGAUCGCCGGCGAGGGUAUGGCUGGUGUCUUCAACGCUAUCCUCACCAUCGUUGGUGUUGACGGCAGCAUCUACGGUACCACUGUCGGUCUGCCUCCUUGGUAA
This is a messenger RNA of Mycosarcoma maydis (corn smut), 2256 nucleotides long. RefSeq lists its product as uncharacterized. The record is from RefSeq and is a predicted model, not a curated record. Lineage: Eukaryota; Fungi; Basidiomycota; Ustilaginomycetes; Ustilaginales. The transcript has a single exon. Gene Ontology annotation, cellular component: fungal-type vacuole membrane. Gene Ontology annotation, molecular function: oligopeptide transmembrane transporter activity. Bases 1 to 2256 code for a protein of 751 amino acids.